AUGGCGCUUGAUAAAAUACAGCUAAUUAAAGUAUACAGUCAACGGCUUGUCAAAUCUUUAAUACCGUCAGAAUAUGGAGAAGAGUUCAUCAAUAGCAUUACAGAACAAUUCCAGGCAAUCAUAUUAAAUACCCAACCAGAAUCAUAUGACUUACAAUCAGUUAUAAAUGAAUAUAAGGCUCAUUUCUUAAAUAAUGGUUUAACUUCAGAAUGGUCAAUUUUUCAGAAUAUAUUGAGUUCAUUAUCUAAGAGUAAAUCUAUGGAUCAAAUUUGUAAUUAUCUUGUAUUCUUUAAUGAAUUAAGAAAUAAAGAUGAUCCCUUAUUACAAAGACAUUUGGGUGCAAGAGGUUCCUUCUCAUCACCUCAUCAUCAGCAACUGCGUUUUCAUCCAUAUCAGCAACAACUGCAACUGCACCUGUCACAUAAUAUACUUCCCGAGCAAAGCUUUUCCCAUAAUGAUACAAUUACCGAUAUUCCUAUGCCCUUGAAUGAACUUAUAAAACCAUAUUAUAACACAUUAGAUGAAGAUUUGAUAUUGAAAUAUUUAUCAUAUACCCUCUUAGGUCUUGAUUCUAAAUUAUUCAAAUUUGGUAACAACCAUCAAAUUGAAAUCCCAUCAGAAAUUAAUGAUUGUUAUAUUUCCCUCCUAACGCAAAUUUUCCAAUUGGCAAUGUCAUACAGAGAUAGUCGUGAGUUGGUGGAUAAGUAUAGAGGAAGUCUAGGUUCAGCUAUUAAAAAUGCAUUUGUGACCCUUGUGGAAAUUAAGUUGAGUGAAUAUGCCAAUGAUGUGAACGAAUUAUUUACAACAAAACCUCCAACGAUUUUGUUUGUUGAUCAGAGAUUAACAGCUUGGCAAUUCAAGUUAAGAAUAUUGUAUAAGUUAUUAAUCAGACUUGAUGAAGUGAAUGGAUAUGAUUUUUUAUGCAGAAUUUACAAAUUUACGAAAUCGGAUGAUUUGUUAAUUCAAGAAUUGACACAAUUCUUCUUUGAUGAAAUCGUAAAGAAUUAUUAUAAUAUUAUUGAACAUUGGAUACUUAAGGGUGAACUUGUGGAUGAGCAUCAAGAGUUUUUCAUUUCAUUUAAUACUGACGAAAAUGAAUUUAAUAAAAUUAUUCAAUUUGAUAAAUCCAAAAUCCCGAGUUUCUUACCAUUAAGUGAAAAGAUAUUUCAAAUUGGUAAAACAAUUAUUUUCCUAAAUAAAUAUUGUCAAGAAUUACGAUGGUUACUUCAAUUUCAUACGAAGUAUUCCAAUAUAAUCUAUGUCGAAAACCAAGGAUUAUCAUCCAUGUCACAAGAACAAUUCAAAGAUAUGAUAAAUUCCCAAUAUACCGCAAUCCUAAAUUAUUUCACCGAAAUCAUCCAUGGUACAAAUAAGUUCUUAUAUCACCUCACAAAUUUCAAAAGAUUCUAUUUGAUGUAUGACAAUCAUUUCAUAGAAUCUUUAAUCAUAGAAUCUAACCCAUUGUUCCACCAACUUAACACCCAUAUAAAAUCCAAUCACUUACUUGAGAUUCUUCAUUCUGCAACUAAAUUGUCAAAUAUUCAAGAUUUAGAAAUUUGUAACCGAUUAAACGCCCGUUUCUUAAACAUGGAAGAAUCAAUUGCUUGGGAAGUGUUUACCAUUGAAUAUAGAAUUGAUGAAUUGAGUUUGAAUUUUUUAAUUGAAUCUCAAAUGGUUAACUAUUUGAAAAUAUUCCAUUUCUUAUGGAAGUUGAAACAUAUGAGUUAUUUGUUGAAUGAAACUUAUAGAUCAUUUACUCAAUUACAUAAAUCAAUAGGUAAUAAAGACAAGACAAAGAUCAAGAAAUGGAUUCGAACGAUUAUGGGAACACAAUUUAAUAUGAAUAAGAUGUUGAAUAAGAUUAUCGAAUAUAUAUCCUUCUCAAUUAUUGAAAAGAGUUUUAAACAGUUCAUUAUUGAUAAAUUAUUCAAAAAUCAAAAAAAUGAAGAUUUAUUAUUAAAUCGAGGAUUCCCAGAUAUACCGCAUCCAUUCCCAGAACCGAAAUUUAACGUUAAUGUCCUAACAAUCGAUGAAAUUAUAAACCUUCAUCAAUCAUAUCUUACAUCAAUCACAAAAUCGAAAAUCUUGGAUGAUCAAAGCAGGGGUAAGAAAUCAGGUGAAACUUAUAUCAGCCAUAUCUAUAAUCUCUUGGAGAUUAUAUUCAACUACACCAAAACAGCCCAUGAAAUCCAUGAUUUGAUAUCUCAAUUCAAUCUUUUACUUGAAGCGCAGGAUGAUUCGACUGCCCUAGAGGAUGAUUUGGUUGCGCUUGAGUAUAAGAUUAGGACAAUGGUUGAGGAUUUAUAUCAUGGGGUGUAUAUAAAGGAAUAUGUUGGAGUUUUGAACGUUUUUAAAGAGGAUUUGAAGUGGGAUUUUGAUUUAAAGGAAUUGAGUAAGUCAUUAAUGUGA
This is a messenger RNA of Hemisphaericaspora subhashii, 2409 nucleotides long. It is a transcript of the gene SPC98, whose product is annotated as Spc98p. Gene Ontology annotation, biological process: mitotic cell cycle; microtubule nucleation; spindle assembly. The record is from RefSeq and is a predicted model, not a curated record. NCBI's taxonomy places the organism in Eukaryota, Fungi, Ascomycota, Pichiomycetes, Serinales, Debaryomycetaceae. The coding region runs from base 1 to 2409 and encodes 802 amino acids. The transcript has a single exon. Gene Ontology annotation, molecular function: microtubule minus-end binding; gamma-tubulin binding. Gene Ontology annotation, cellular component: centrosome; equatorial microtubule organizing center; gamma-tubulin complex.